Cantharellus anzutake is the source of this 603-nucleotide messenger RNA. RefSeq lists its product as uncharacterized. The record is from RefSeq and is a predicted model, not a curated record. Bases 167 to 391 code for a protein of 74 amino acids. The transcript has a single exon. NCBI's taxonomy places the organism in Eukaryota, Fungi, Basidiomycota, Agaricomycetes, Cantharellales, Hydnaceae.
UCGUCUGAACAGUCCAUUGAAUGCGUUCACAGCAUCGGAUACACCGCACAAGCAGUUCGACAGCCUCGACCUGUGGUUAGUGCCAGCUCUAGUACGUUUCUUUGCCACUUUUUUGCCCUUAUUUCUUGGAUUGACUUGUUGUUAUCUAGGAUGAUGAGGACGUAAUAUGCUAAACGAAUUUGGGAUUCGACCAAUUGCCAAUUUCAAAGAGGCUAAGACCGAAGAUGGUCAGGUCAUCCACCCUCCUGACCCACGUCUUAUUGCCCUGCAUGCAACCUGUGCAUGGGUUCUUCAUUCAUCUGGUGCCAUAGACCAUGUGUGGGGGCUUCUCUUUCGAGAACCUGAAUUGAUUUCGCUCAUGACUGAGCCAAAUUGCAGUCGAGCUGUCUGAAGCUCUGGAGAUGUUGCGGUACAUUCGGCACAUUCAGCACAUUUCCUUGGUGGCCUAAUGAUUUUCACUUAUUUCUCAUUCCGCCUAACAUUAUUCUCUCCCUUUACUUCAAUGUUGUGUGUGUUUCCAUGCCUCUUUACUUCCAUGCCAAAUAGAAACAAACCAACGGAAGUUGUAUCGGCAUACCGACGGUGACUUAAGUAAUAGCUGUG